AUGACUUUUGAUUCAAGAAUCUACACCAUCAAGAAUAUUAUGGAUACUUUAAGAAAUCCUAAUGUUAGGAUGGUUGGGAUUUAUGGCAUGGCUGGCAUCGGAAAAACCAUGCUUGCUAAAGAGGUUGCUAGACAAGCCAUGGAAGAGAAGUUAUUCGAUAAGGUGGUUAAGGUCACUAUAUCCCAAACUCCAGAUGUUAAAAAUAUUCAAAGAGAAAUCGCAGAGCAUCUAGGCCUAAAGCUUGAUGAGGAAAGCAUAUCUGUUAGAGCAGAACGAUUGUCUCGUCGACUGGGGCAAGAAAAGAAGAUCCUUGUAGUUCUAGAUGAUGUCUGGAAGAAAUUGGAGCUGCAUGAAGUGGGAAUUGCUUUUGGGAAUGACAAGAACGGAUGCAAGAUACUGCUCACCUCAAGGUUUGAAGAUGUGGUGCAGAGUGAAAUGGGAGCUGACAAGAUAUUCUUGCUUGGAGUUUUAUAUGAUAAUGAAGCAAAAGAUUUGUUCGGAAAAAUUGUGGGGGAUUCAAUGAUGAACAACCCCGAGUUCCAACCUUUGGCAAGCGAUAUUAUCAAAGAAUGCGAAGGCUUACCAAUUGCUAUAGAAACGGUUGCAAAUGCAUUGAAGAACAGAAAAUCUCCUUUAUGGGAAAAUGCCUUGCAAGAGCUAAGAAGGUCUGUUCCAACUAACAUCAAAGGCAUGCACGAAAAAGUCUAUUCGAGUAUAAAGCUGAGUUAUAACUAUUUAGAAAGUGAUGAAGCAAAGUUGAUGCUGCUAUUUAUUGGUUUAUAUCCAGAAGAUUAUUACAUAGCCUUUAUCACCUUCUUCAUAUGUGGCAUUGGAUUGGAAUUAUUUCAAGGAAUCAAAGGAUUAGAAGAGGCUGAUAACAAGGUGGUUACACUGGUUGAGAGUCUAAAGACUUGUUGUUUUCUGUCGGAUGGUCCUCUCCCUCGUACGGUCACAAUGCAUGAUGUAAUUCAAGAUGUUGUCAUCUCAAUUGGGUCCCAGGAAAAGCAAAUGUUUUGCUUUAGAAAUUAUGAUCCAGAGGUGGAAGACAGUAAAAAACUCAAAGAUGCAACUGCAAUUUCACUGCUGUAUAGCACUGAUGAUUCUCGACUUCCUGAAAGGUUAAAAUGUCCGCAACUCAAGUUUCUUUUAGUGCUGUGCUAUGAUCUAUCUCUAUGGAGUGAUCGUUAUUCCCAAAUGUCAAACCAUUUUUUUGAAGAAAUAAGGAUCUUAGAGUUCUAG
Messenger RNA from Ziziphus jujuba (common jujube), 1239 nucleotides. Its product is annotated as disease resistance protein At4g27190-like. The record is from RefSeq and is a predicted model, not a curated record. The transcript has a single exon. Bases 1 to 1239 code for a protein of 412 amino acids. Lineage: Eukaryota; Viridiplantae; Streptophyta; Magnoliopsida; Rosales; Rhamnaceae. Gene Ontology annotation, molecular function: ATP hydrolysis activity; ADP binding.